Messenger RNA from Plasmodium coatneyi, 1245 nucleotides. RefSeq lists its product as uncharacterized. The coding region runs from base 1 to 1245 and encodes 414 amino acids. The transcript is spliced from 2 exons. The record is from RefSeq and is a predicted model, not a curated record. NCBI's taxonomy places the organism in Eukaryota, Apicomplexa, Aconoidasida, Haemosporida, Plasmodiidae.
AUGAUAGACGUUGUAAGCGUAAGUACGUCCGCCUUUUCCAGGCGAAGCAGGAGCUCAUUAUUGAUCCUUUUGCUCGUCUUUUUAUAUUCGAACAUAGUUCCUGGGAUGGAACACAAUUGCCCUCUUCUUCUACGCGGAAGGAGAUUGCAGAGACGGUUAGCCAAGUGCUGCGCAAGUGAAGUUACUUGCCCCGUUAAAGUUGCAGAUCGCCAAGGUAAAAGUGAAAAUGAAGUUGUGGUGGAAUCAAAUAGAAAAUUUCCCAUAGGAUGCACGGAGGAAGACUUGAACAAAUAUUUAAAAAAAAGAAUAAAGCUGAAUAUGAUGUAUGUCUCCGGAAUGUUACGACUGAAUCUGAAAGAUGCAUACAUAGGAAGUUACCGUUAUUUUAAACAUUUGAAAAAAGGUUACUAUAAAAUGAUGGAGUCUUUAAGGAAGCGGUUUUAUAAGCGUACCUUAAAAUAUGCAAUACCUGAAGAUAUGCUGGACAAUAUUUGGGAGGAAUGCGAGGCAGGGUUAAUUGGAGAUCUGAAUGAAAUGGAAGAUUUUUGCAUCGAGAGCAUGUUCGAUUUUGCAGGAAAUGGAAGGGUAGGAAUUAUCUGCCGAGGCGAAUAUGAUGAAUUCACUAAGAACCUUAAGACGAUAUGCAAAAGUUUCACAAAAUUUAGUGAAAGAAAAUGGAAAGCCUUGAGUGUACGUAAAGUGAAGGUUCUUAGGAGAUCGAUGAAAAAACACAGAAAGGGAGAGGAUGACGACGAGUAUGAUGAUGAUGAUGAUGAUGACUACGACGAGGAACAAGUAAACGUAGAACAAGCUGUGAACCCAGUAGAGGUUAAACCGAAAGAAGAACAAACAGAAGAGAAAAAGAAAGAUGAAGACGCCUUAAAGAAGAAGCAGGAAAUGAUGUUGCAGUAUUUGAAAGAAAUAGAGGAACUAUUCGAUGACGAAGCAGAGCAAAUUGAUGAGGAAGGGGAACAAAUCAAAGAAGACUCGGAAGAAACAGAAAUGGAGGAUAAAUCAGAUGGAAAGGGGAAGAAAUCAAAAGGAAAAGAGAAAAAGACAAACGUACAGGAAGAAGAGUCAAGCUUAGAAGAAAAGAAAUCCGAUGGUAAGGAAAAGGAGCAACAUGAAAAAGGGAAGAAGAAGGAUAGGAAAGAAAGGAAAAAAAAUAGGAAGGAAAAGAAGAAAAAUAGGAAGGAAAAGAAGCAAGAUGGGAAGGAAACUAAGCAGGGUGGGAAGCAAAUAUAG